Grammomys surdaster is the source of this 1885-nucleotide messenger RNA. RefSeq names its product CD177 antigen-like. The record is from RefSeq and is a predicted model, not a curated record. The coding region runs from base 1 to 1767 and encodes 588 amino acids. Gene Ontology annotation, biological process: positive regulation of neutrophil degranulation; leukocyte cell-cell adhesion; cell-cell junction maintenance. Gene Ontology annotation, cellular component: plasma membrane; plasma membrane raft. NCBI's taxonomy places the organism in Eukaryota, Metazoa, Chordata, Mammalia, Rodentia, Muridae. The transcript has 12 exons.
AUGAAUCCUAUGUCAGUGCUGAUGGUGGUGAUCCUGGGAGUCACCACCUUGCUACCCUAUGUUCCAGCUCUGACCUGCCAUAGAGCCAGAAUACAGACUGUGCGCAACGUGACAGAGCUGCCCCUUGAGUGGGAAAAGGGUGAGAGAACUUGCGAGGUCGGCGAGGGUUGCCAAGACUCGGUGAUGCUGCUGUACAAUGGACCCCAGAUCAACUUAGUGGUCAUCAAGGGCUGCAUUAAGGUUGAGGACCAAGAGCCACGCGUUACUUGGCUCAAGACAGGCCCUGGCCUCUCUAUCGUCACCUACACCCACGUGUGUCGCCACCGUGACUUCUGCAACGAUGCAAAAAGCACUGAGAUCUUCGAGGACCUACCGACAACCACAGUCCCAGGGUCCCUGCGCUGCCCAUUCUGCCUUUCUAAUGACAGCUGUGAGGAUGCACCAGAACAGGUCUGUCCUGCAGGAAGCACACACUGCUACGAUGGAGUUCUCAGGCUCAGGGGAGGAGGGAUCGUCUCUGAUCUGAAGGUGCAGGGAUGUAUGUCCGAGUCCCAGUCAGACUGCAACCUGCUCAACGGCACCCAGACAAUCGGAUCCAUAAAAGUGAGUGAGGAUUGCGGUCUUCAGUUAGUUGCGGAGGCUCUGAAAUGCCAGCAUGGGACGCUGGAGUCCGUGCAGGAUAUAUCAGACCUGCCUCUCCAGUGGACGGCUGGCCAGAAAACGUGCGAUGUGGGUGAAGGCUGCCAAGACACGCUGGUGAUGAUAGAGAAUGGAGAGCAGGUGAACUUGGUUCUCACGAAGGGCUGCACUACCGCAGAGGACCAAGAGGCCAAAGUCACAGAGCACAGGACUGGCCCGGGGUUGUCUGUCACCUCCUACACCCGAGUAUGCCGUGAAAAAGACUUCUGCAAUGACCUGUCUACCACAAUCCCUCUCUGGACUCCACCUCUGGUGACAGCCCCAGGGACCACACGCUGCCCCCUCUGCUUUUCUGCACAAGCCUGUGAGAACGCGCCAGAGCAGGUCUGCCCCGCAGGUAGUAUGCACUGCUACAAUGGAGUCCUCAGGUUCUGGGGAGGAGGGAUUAUCUCCAAUCGGAAGGUGCAGGGAUGCAUGUCUCAGCCAGGCUGCAACCUGCUCAACGGCACUCAGAGAAUUGGGCCCGUGAGUGUGAAUGAGGACUGCAGUCCCCUGUCAAACCCCACAGGACAAAAAUCAGCCCUCCUGGGGAGCAAAGGCUGCAGCAGUCCUGGAACACAGAACAGUGUUGGUGUCUCCACAUUCUCCCAGUCCCCUGGGAUGCUGGUAGCUUCCUAUACCAGAUUCUGUUCCUCCCACCUGUGCAAUGAAGCCAACAGCAGCAGCAUUCUUCUAAGCAUCCUCCCUCGUCCAAAUGUCCGUCCCCCAGGAGCUGUGCAGUGUCCUGUGUGUGUGCAGUUAUCUUUAUCCUGCUCAGGGAACACCAGCUCUGUCACCUGCCCUCAGGGUGCCACUCACUGUUACAAAGGUGACAUUUUGCUAAGUGGAGGUGGACUGUCUUCUAUAGUGAGCAUUCAGGGGUGCAUGGCCCCACCUAUCAAAUCCUUACUGGGUGACUCCAAAACAAUCGGGAUCUUCUCGGCAAAGGAGAUCACUAACUUUCAUCAUGAGGAUGAAUAUAAUGAAAACCCUAUUUUUGAUGAUGCCUCGGCCUCUUCCCUGGCCUGGGUGUUAGGGCUCUUGGCUCUUCUCAGCUCUUUGUGGGCUGGGAUUUGUCCUCUCUGCUGAACCCCUUUCCCUGUCAAUCUUUAUCCCUCUUGGCCAACCAUACCCAGCCCUCCUCUGACCUCAUAACCCAAAGACCUGAGACUGGGCACUGUCGGCCUGCGCUGGCGGGUGCCCUCAU